Molecule: messenger RNA, 10008 nt
Organism: Paramuricea clavata
Lineage: Eukaryota; Metazoa; Cnidaria; Anthozoa; Malacalcyonacea; Plexauridae
Source: the annotation of a GenBank genome assembly
UUUAGGUUGUAUGGGCGAUACACAGUUCCACUUUCGAAUAAGAUCGGAGUCGAACAUUUGCAAGAAGAAUAACUGUUGUCGCUCAAAUGAAAAUGGAUUGCCAUUUGGUUAUAAAGUACGUUCAUGAAAAUUCCCAUGGGAGAUAGAAAUUUCGAGCGGAAACUUACACAUAGACUGCGAGCGGUCCCUCCUUUCCGCGGGUUUAGAUUUCCGAGCUUGCGAAAGGAAAGGAGGGUCUGCCGACAACACAUCAAGAAACGAGAUAAGCGUUACCCACAAAACACAAAAUUUCCAUUGAUCGAAAUCGAUACGCCUGUCAAUCAAAUAUGACACGUAAGUAAUUAUGCUAUAAGUAAUUUCCAGACAGAAUGUUGAUUUUAUAAAUAAAGAUGACAUUAACGGUUCCUAUUGAAUAGAUUUAAUUGGAUAUAAGUGAUGUUUAUGCAAAGGCGGAGCCAAUUUGACAAGAGCUAAAAGUGGGCGUAUUUCGUUUCUUGAUUUGUUGUCGGCGGGCCCUCCUUUCUCCCGAGGGACUGCUCGCGGUCUAACUUAUAUACAAUUUUAGACCUAACCUGCAGGAGUAGUUGCGAAAAAUGCAACUAUAGCCCCUUUGGUAAGAAUAUAACAUGUGGUUCUGCGAUUCCGAUGCAGCGCUCUAACCAACUGAGCUGCAUAGUCCAGUUGUCGAGUUUUGUCACUGAUAUCGCUUUUUGUCCCGCUAUUUUAAUAAUUGUUGCAUUGGGGUAAUGAUUAAUAUCCCUAAUAAAUUCUGACCCUGAUAAAUUAUAACAAGAAUGUUACAAGGUUGAUGACAUAAGGUUGUAACAAUAUUGUUAUAUCAUGACUGAAUCAGACUUUUUGGAACAGUCUUCCAACGUGCAAGUCUGAUAGUAUCAACAAGCUUGUUACAAGCUGUUAACAACUUGUAACAAGUUUGAUGGAAAUAUCAGGCCAACCUCGUUCGCAGUCAGUGUCGCCGAGAGGUUGGCGGGGGCCCGGGGCAAUUUUUUUUUAGGGGCCCCUAUCUAAAAAAUUUUUCCGGAAAAAUUCCGGACGAGUACGUUGCAAUUGCUUUCCAGAGACUUUAUCACAUUUUUUAUACCAAAUUUCGGUACUUAGCCCAAAAAACAGAUAUCUUGUCCUUUGCGCGAAAAUAUUUAACACACAAAACAGACUGGGGCCCAACAAGAAAUUUUCAGGGCCCCCCAGCACCUCGGGGCCCGGGGCAAUUUGCAUCCCCCCUGCCCCCCCCCCCCUCUCUGCGGCCCUGUUCCCAGUGUCUCACCUCCGCUCACCCCCCUGCUACGGAUACAUGUAGAAACAGACGACAACAAGAUUCUAAAUCACUGGUUUAAAUGCCAUGAACCAUAUCAUACAUGUAUAUAACGUUUUUUCGGAGUGUUGGUUUUAUUUCAAAUAUAGAACUUCAAAAACUGCCAAAUGCGAUAUUAACUAAUUUGACAAGUUCUAUUAUUUUUAGAAAUGACUGCAGUUAAUAACUCUAUAAUCAAGCGUUCUACGCCUCGUCAGUGCAGCUUGCAAUGUAUCAGUUGUUUCGCUUCUAUUUUAGAGUGACCAAGGUCAUUACUAUGGAUUUGUAUAUUUUCGACAAGUGAAAGACCCGACUAUACCAAGAGGUUACUUUCAGAAGGUAUGUACAUUAUUAACUGAGGUGGAAAAGAGCGCGUGUGUACGUACAGUUUCUAUAUGGCAAGCUUUGGUUUUCUAACCACCAUGUUAGCUGUUAUCAGUUUGGGAGUUAUUUUCAGAAACGGCCUUAGGCCUAAAAAAAUACCUGUGGUUCCGGUUUUCCGACCGACCCUAUUUUUUUCUGCCGACCCUAUUAUUUUUUCAACGCGAUUGACCGUGCGACCCUAUUUUCUCCGGGUGGUUGCGGGCUGCUCAUACAGCGUGCCAAAAUGGCGUCUGUUGUCACACUAAUUAUUGAACCAAAUUGCCUAAAUUCGUCCUUAGGAAAUACGCAUCUCUAGUUAAUAUUGAUGUUGGGACUCUACUGCAAAUCGCCCAGCAAAAACUACCAAAACCAUGAAAAAAAUAUUCAAAAAAAAUUUAUUUCCGACCUAUACCGACCCUAAUUUUUUCACGAUAUGAAACCGGAACCACAGGUAUUUAUAUGCUUUUUAACAUGAGAUACUUUGUACUAUCAAUUCGUGGUAUGGUGUCGAGAUAUCGUUUUUUUUAGCCCCAAUAAAAAUGAGAAUAACAUGAGAGCGAGGCUAGAUACCGCGAGGCCCAUAGAUUGGUUGGCUUUUAACCAAAUCUUACGAAAAAGGUCUCGUGUGAAUGCACUUGCAAUGGGCUUUCGAACAAAUGUGAGCAAGUAAUCAAUGUGUCACGUGACAAAUCACGUGAUCUAUUACAACAAUACUUUGCCAAUUUUUACUAUCGCUAGCUUGCUGGCUUUUGAACAAGUGUCGCUCAUUCAAUUAGUGCUUUUUGAAGAAAGGGCUUAACUUCAAAUAGAAGAUUCCGAUAUACCAAAGUUAUUUCAUGUUGGAGCCACAUUCAUGACCUAAUGGUUUAUCAUAAUCUGUGAUGAACAGAUUGCUAACAUCAUUACCGUCUCAUGUGAACCCUACAGUUGCAAAUAACUUUCCAAGUUAUGGAUAAAGCAGUUGGCAAAAAUAUCGGGAGAUCAGUCCCCCAAACCGGCAUUAAAUUUUUAACAAGGGAGCUCAGCCCCCCUGAGCAUCUAAUAAGGGGGACUGACCCCCCUCUACACGACUGAGUAAGUCCCAUGUGUUCUGAGACACGCGUAUGAAUGUGUCUACCUUACAUAUUUACCAAAACCGUCGAUGCGUCCUCUCGCCCGAAAAAUGCGACUAUAUUCUUACGUUUAUUGUUGUCAUAGAAUGCGAAACUAUUGUUAGCUAUGAAUAAAUAUUAUUAUUGUUAAUCAGACGUCGCCGUUCGCAAGAUAUCGAUUUCACGACUUUAGCAUGCAAUGCGGUUGAAUUCCUCAAUGUUCUGAGACGGAUUGAAUUUUGCUGAUUGGGGCAAACUUGAGUUAUACCCGGAUGUGAAACCAAGAAAAUCUAUUUUUCCCCUUUUGGCUACAAUUCGUGUAUUCAAUCCUGGUUUAUCACCAGUUCUGACUGUUUUACAUUUACUUCUGGCGAAAAAUUGAGGAAUUUUGUUUUUUUAUCAUGGGAAAUGAUACAAAUUUGGACGUGCCGAAAUCACGAAGAAAAAACCUCUUUCAACAUCGAAAAAGAGCACUUUAAAGUCCAGGUAUUCUUGUUGAUUUUGAGCUUUUAGUCCUUGCUUGAACUAAAACGGAAACAAAUUGAUUUUUCCAAAUUUGUAUUAUUUUCGUAAUUCCCUGCUCCUCCUAAACUUCAUGGCUUUGCAUUCUGGAAUGAGAAUUUACAUGCGGGCAAUGAGAUUUUAGCCAAUCAGAGAGCGUUAUUUAAUAAUAAUAUAAUAAAUGGUUUAAUAAAACGCUUUGCAGUUACAAAACUGAAUUGCACGCUCAAACUUGCUAUGACAAUGAACUUUUAGAAAUAUUACAAAUAUAAAAUUAUCUAUUGAACAAUAUUAAAUAAAAUAGUAAAUAAAACCUACAAUGACUAAGAAAAAUAAUAUUUGCAUGUGAUGAACUGAGAGAAACGUUCUGUACAUGCUCUUACUCUAUUUAGUCCCUCGUGUCUUAAAUUAUAACUAUGUUCACGUUCAUUAUGAAUGUUAUGCCUCAGAAUGUUAGCAACAAGGUUAUUUAGUUGAUCGUCAGACUUCAUCGACGACUUGAUAAAGUUUCAAUUUUCACAUUGAUUGACGACGACUUGGUAAAGUUUCAAUGUUCACUUAUUAUAAUUAUGAUUAUAAUCUCUAUGGUAACAACAACAACAUGAACGACAUAGAACUGUUGCUAACGUUUCUACAUUUGUAUCUCUUUCAGUCUUUGGUGCUUAUCACUAGGCUCCCAUAUGUCAACUUUUUCACCGCUGUGGUAAGUUAUAUUAGAGACUGGUCGCCAUUUAUUGGCGGGCGGUGGCACCGAAGAGAUUUCUUUUCUUGGUAAGAAUUUUGCUGUUGUGACCAUUAAAAAGUCAAAAAAAUUAAGCCAACUUAAAUAUCAAUCAAAAAAUAAAUACCCACCCCUAGCAAAAAACUAAAACUUCACAAAAGGUUUCACACAUGUCCUUUACCACUUCUGUGACAUGAGUUUGAUAACUGCUUGUACAGUUUUCUCCAGUCUAAAGAUUCAUGUUGUCUGCACAUUUAGUUUCUUUGGAGACGCCAUUUGCCUUCUGACAAAUUGGGAAAUGAUCAAGAUAGUGAUUUAGUUACAUAUUGUAUUGACAUGGCUGUUGACAUUGCUUUUUAGUCUUCAAUAUUUGAACGAGUCAUGCAUGCCUUGGAAAUGGCAAUAUUGUUUUAUUACUCAACCCUUCAGUUGUUUUGUUUUUUAUUUACCCAACCUUUUACUCACUCAAAAGUUUGUUUACCCAACCCUUGUCUCUUCGGCGUCACCCCCCGCCAUAAAUAAUGACUUAUAAUUCAUAUGUCAUGUACUGUGACUUUCAAGCCCGAGAAUGUUCACUCGUUUCACUGAAGCUGACAGCGAGGACUCGAAGCCCUCUAGAAACAUUCAAAGCAGGCGAAGUUUAUCGAGUUUUCAGUUUAGAAAUAUUUGUAAAUACAAUAUGGCGGCAACUUUACUGGAAUCAGUGAGCACCAUACAUAUUCUCUUUUCUCACCAGAUAAAGAUUGUUGCACCUGGAUUUUUUGACAUGCACGAGCCAGCCCUUGAAGCAAGUUGUCACGAUAUUGAUCAAUGGCCAUUUCCAACUGCGGGUCAAACAAUGGCGGUACCAGUCAUGGGUUGUAUUCUACAGGUAAUAUUACAGAGUUUUAGGUUGACGUUUACGGCAAACGUCAAACGCUAACAAAAUUUUUUAUAUUACAACUCUAUUAUAACAGCUUUUACAUCAGUUUUGAAAUAUUUUAAACAAUUAUUAAACUUCUGGUACUUAACAAUGAUUCAAGAAAACAAAUUUACCACUAGUCAUGUAUUCACCACAGCAGUAAAUUAAGAUUUAGCGUUUGAACUUUACGAUUGGCGCAUAAAUUUCAUGCUUUAACGACUACAAGCCCUCGUAGCAGUUCAAGCAUAAAAUGUAUACGCCAAAUUCAACUUCAAACGCCAGAUCGUAAUUCACUGCUUUGGUGAAUGCGUGACUAGUGGUUAAUUUGCUUUCUUAAAUCAUUGCUAAAGAACACAAGUUAUAAUAGAGUUGUAAAAUCAACAACUUCAUUGCGGUUUGACGUUUGCCGUAAACGUCAAUCUAAAACUCUCUACAGCUAACCGACUAGCUCAGCAUGUUUUUCUCGUGUGCGGACAGUUUUCGUGAGGAUUUAACCUCUCGAGCCUUUGAGGAAAAUAUCCAUCGUGUUUGAUAUUUUUCACCUCGCGAGGAAAAAUCUCAACAUCUGCGGAUGUUGCGAGCUCAGUGCUGAGCGGCUUGAAUUACCGUACAUAACUCAGUGUGCGAUAAUUCGUGUACUUAAGUACCUGAGGUACGCCAAUAUUAAGACCUAGGGCCGACUGCAUAAAACUCUUAACUACUUUUUAACUAUCCGUUCUGUAGCUAGUUAAAUAGUGGUUAACUUUAACCACGUUUGUAAAGACAUUGGCAAUAAAAAAUUAGUUUGUCUCAUUCAAAAGAACUCUUAAAAUUAUAUAUUAAACUCUAUAUUACCGAUUUGUCAUAUUUUACUUCGUUUUCGAAAUAUUUAGAUCGAAAGUAAUGAGCUGUCCGCCAUCUUGGACUAAUUCUUGACCUCAUUAACUACAGUAAGGUUUUUGAUGACGUCAGGAGUGGGGUUAACCAUAUAAAAUGACCGAGUAACAAUCCAAAAUUGCUUGAAAUGUUUUUAAUCAUUUCUAACUUUCAGACAGCGACCAGAAACGAAGUUUUGGACCCAUAUUUAAAGAUAUAUAUUCUUAACAUUUGCCCAGGAGCACUAGACCCAUAUUGAACGCUUACUCUCAAAUUAGCGUGACCUAUAUCUUGACGUAACAUGCAUAUCUAGGUACGCGGAACUCUUGCAAUCUGCGUUCUUACAUUUUGCUAGUACCAUAUGACCUUAUCAAACCCAACGUAUUCAAACCCUAAUUAAGCCCGUAUAUGGGUAAAAAUAGUGGACUGAUGGGACUAAGCCUAAGGAAUGAGUCGAUUCUAGUCUUUGUGUACGCAGUUGUCGUCCUUCUAACUCAUGGUUUCAGGUUACUGAAUAAAUACCUUUCAGAAACCUGUAUUUUAUGUACUUCAUUUCAAAGACUAAGUGCAGCUUGAGUCUUAAUAGACAAUUCCCAUUAUAGGCUAAUUUUAAAACUAGGCAAGGAGAUGCAUAUAAAUCACCACAGUUAGAAAGAGCAUACUAAAAUUAGUAAAAUUACAAAGUUUGGUUGCGAAUUGUUGUAAAAUGAGGAAAAUAUAGCCUUGCAAAGUUCGCAAAUUUUGUAUACUUUUGUAUUGCUUGCGGAAAUUCCUACCACAUUCCUACCACAUUUAGGCGGAAAAUGGUCGCACGCAAUACAAAAGUAUACAAAAUUUGCGAACUUUGCAAGGCUAUAUUUUCCACAUUUUACAACAUUUCGCAACCAAAUUUUGUAAUUUUACUAAUUUCGGUAUGCUCUUUCUAGCUGUGGUGAUUUAUUUGCAUCUCCUUGCCUAGUUUUAAAAUUAGUCUAUAAUGGAAAUUGUCUAUUGUGUACCAGCUCAAGCACGCGGUAAUAAUCAUUGGAGUACCAGUCAGGUGCGACUAAAUAUCUUGAAUUAUCGCACCCUGCAUGCGUGACUAGCCAAUGAGAACCCAUAUAGUUUAGACGCUAUUCCGGUACAGUACAAAACGAAACCUAGGGCGCUUUCCAUUUAAUGGCCUGACCGGUCAGACCCGACUUUUUGUCUCUGUAUCAAUGGAAAGAUCUGGCCUAUAUAGCCGUGUUUGGGACUGACAUUUACCUGACAUUUACCUGUACCUGAGAAGUACCUAGCCAGGCUUUACACGCUAUGUUUACAUUUGUUACCUAACUAAAGGCCCAAGUUUCUUUGAAUUGGGCAUAUACAUGCAAAAUGAAUUACUGUACAAAGGAGGAAAUGACAUUCGCUGAUUGCUAACAUCAAAGACUCCAAUUGACGUUUGUUGUCAAGGAAAUUAACCUCGAGCACAUGUAUCUAGGGUCAGUGAAAAUGUGUUUACACUGCAGGCCUGACCUGAGAGUUGCCUAGGACUGACCUAGGACCAUUGUUUCAGGCCACCUCUAAUGCUUGGCCUGAAAGCAAGAUCUUAGGUCGGUCCUAGGUCAGUCUUAGGCCAGUCCUAGUGCGUUUACACUACAGGACUAACUGUUUUAGGUCGGUCCUAGGUAAGGUAUAGGUCUCUAUAUUGUAAACACUGCUUUUGUUUCUCAAAUAUCUAGAGAAAAUGGACCUCAUUCUAAUUUUAUCAAAAUGUUCCAGUCAGAUAGGUCCAAUGCCCAAACGUUUUGUGUUCCAUUCAACAAUUUGACCGGUCUGGCCGUGUUAAUGGAAAACGCCCCUACUUUUAUUUGGUCUCGAAUCCUACGGUUAGCUGUACUACAAUUCGUCUGCUUUCAUGCCUUCCGUGUGGACCCAAGGCGAAACCAGACGAAUUUGAGUACGUUUCCAAAUCCAUCCUGCCCUCGGUGUGACCUUAAGUUACGAUUGUUCUCUUCUAGCUUCAUUUGCCAUCACGUAAAGAUAAGCCAGGCACCGCACUGUCGCCGAGCGCCAGUUCUGAAGAAACUGUUGUGGUAUGUAAUACGUUUUUUAUGUUUGCUUGCAUUCACCUUUUUGUUCACCAUACAAUUCAUUUAUUAAACUUCGCCACUUACAACAAACGAGUGGCAGGGUCGCAACAACAAUAUACACCAAUUACUGUGGGCCAACGCAAUGCAAUGCAAUGCCAUGCAGUGUAUAGCAAGAACAAGAGAUUCAACUUCCACCGCCACUCCCACCGCCAACAAUAUUAUAGUUUACCAAGCUAACCAAUUACAUACACACCAGGUCAGCGAGAGGUAGCGACUGUGGCGGCGAAAGCCAAAUCCCAAACUCGCUAAAAACAACAAGAGAUUGGACUAUCCAGACUUCGAGCCUUGUUGCACGUUAGGCCGAUAGAUUUCCAUGUCCGUGGAUUAUCAUGAUCAUAGACUAGAUUUAAAGCAGUACGGUAAUAAUCGAGUAACAAAGAUUUAAAUUUGACUAAGCUUAAAGAUUUAUGUCCCAGUUUAUCCAUAGCGUUCAUCAGGCAGAAUGUUCCAUAUCCUGGUUGAUGAACGAGCGUUGAAAUGCAGGUUAUGUAGCCACAGACUCGACUCGUGAAUGAGAAUAAUUUCAGUACUAAAACAAAUGCAAUUUUCAACGGUGGAAAAAUGCGAUUUCGAGCGGCAUUUUUAAAUCCAAUUGUAUUUGGUUAUUUUUUAUCGCGAUGAUACAAGAAAGGUCGGUAAAAACCUGAUCUUUGUUGGUAUGAAAAAAGUAAAUGGAUAAACGUAAUAUAUAAUGUACGAUAACAUGCCAAGUUUGAUUGUCUUUUUUAUACACCCUGUAUACACUGAUGGUAAUACGGAUCGAAAACUUUGCUAUACUGUAUUGGUCAUUAUGCAUUUUAAAUACGUUUAUGUUUCAGCCACUUGCACCCGCGCCAACGGUUAUCCCUUUGCUGAAAGAAGGCGACACAUACAGGUAAUAACCACAGGGGGCGGAUCUACCGUGGGGUGUAGGGAGGAGCGCCCCCACCUAGUGGUGACUGGCAUCCCCCAAGAGAAGACCAGCACCACUCUAAAAAAAUCUGCUUGACCAUACAUUUUCUACUUUCGAUUAGCGGAACUUCUACAGUUACCGCGUGUCGAUUUCUUGAAAACAAUUUAGUUGAUUUGUGAGCUCACCAGAAAAUACUCAUGAAUGCUUUAGUUCAAUAUCAUGGUUAAAUAUGUAUGAACAUUUUGGGGUUGUUGUACAGCCGUAUUUUCAAAUAUGCUGUACUUGAGCAAACAUAUUUAGUGUAUUGUGCUACAGCAACUGUCCAGUCACGCAUACGCUUGAUAAAUACAAAGCCGAUAUAAUCUUUACAAACGAAAGACAAUGUAAAACGUAAUAGAACGGCCAACAUACAGAUUCGGUCACCUAAAAUAAUGAUAAUGUUGGAAUAGUAGCGUUGCAGAAGAAAGUUGACAGUAAAGCUCCUUCGUGCAUCACGCCAUGGAACACUUGCACCCCUCCUUGCAGAUGAGGCUAUAUAUCCGCCCUGAAUAACCAUGCAGGAAAAUAAAGCUCUUGUAAGACAACGUCUAUUUCAUUUACUUUGAAGAUUUUAUUAAUUUGUUUUGGAACAUAUCCUCUUCUCGUCUCCAUAGUCUAGGACCUGGCAUUGUUUGUAUGCAUUUCAUUCAGGACAGAUAAACUCAACUGUUUUAGGACAUGUUGACCAAGACUGUCAACAUGGUCACGCUGCCCGAACCCCAGUCUGAGACGAACCGUGUGAAACAUGAUUACACCCAAAAACAACGCUUUCGCUUUUAGGGGGUGGUUAAAUGUGAAAUGUAAGUAAGUAAAAUGCCUAGCACUGUAAGAGUGAAAUGCCUAGCACUGAUAUUUCACAAGAAAAUGACCAUGCAAUACUCGUAGUCAAACGUCAAUUUGUGGCUUACAACUCCUUAUAAACAGCAUUGUAAUAUUAAUUUAUUUAUUCACUCUACCAAUCUUCUUUCAGAUGUAUAUCAGCUGUGUUGAACCAGAUUCAUUUGUUGUGGGAACUUGUGUUAUUGAAUGAGGUUUGUUACUUAUAUAUACAAUUCGAAAAAGGUUGUCCUUUGUUUCAACCUUAAACUUUAAACCGUAAACUUAAGCUUAAUGGGAGCACAAGUAUCAAGCUUAGUAGUUGAAUAUUGCAGCUAUUUGUGAAUGAAUUGUUAUCGUAUAAGGAGAUGUUUUAUUUACCAUGUCUUUAAGAAAUGGCCCC